AUGAGCAAACAACAACAAUGCAUUAGUAGUAAGUUUGGUGAAGAAACUCCCGGUGGUUAUCCGUCACGAUGGUCAGCUGCUGAACUGAAAGAACGUCAAUCAAACAUUUCGGUUUAUUCACGUAUUUUCGAAGAAUAUACUGAUGCCGAGCAUUUUCUUGAAUUUACCUAUAAAACAGCUUCAAUUCUGUUGGAAACAAAAGCUGCCUCGUUCGUAUUUGCUCUAUCACUUAUUUUACCGUUGAUUAUGAUUGGAGUUGGAAUCUCAAACUUAGAAGAGUGUCCAUUAGAUCGAAAUAUACCUGUGUUCGUACUCGUGGGUGGAGCUAUAGCUUCAUUGAAACUACUACAAGUUCUCUGGAAACAAUACAAUCGUCGUCGGGGACCGGGAGAAGAAGAGGCAACAGAUACUCACAACGGUUCGAUAUUCAUGGACGUAUUAACAACUUUAAUACUAAUCGUUUGGUUUCUUUAUGGCAAUCAUAUAAUCUAUCGUUAUCGUAUACCACGUUUUGAACAAACAACCGAAGAUCCUGAACAUUGGUGUACGAAAAAUGUCUAUAUGUUAACUAUCAUUAGCGUCGCUUACACAUAUGCACUUGUAACAUUAAUACUUUUUAUUCUUCUCAUCGUUGUUUGUACUGUUCAUUUUCAAAAUGGUCGUCAAGCCAUCCAAGAAACAGAUGACGCUGAAUGCACAUGA
Molecule: messenger RNA, 702 nt
Organism: Adineta ricciae
Lineage: Eukaryota; Metazoa; Rotifera; Eurotatoria; Adinetida; Adinetidae
Source: the annotation of a GenBank genome assembly